Psammomys obesus (fat sand rat) is the source of this 2091-nucleotide messenger RNA. It is a transcript of the gene Spry1, whose product is annotated as sprouty RTK signaling antagonist 1. The record is from RefSeq and is a predicted model, not a curated record. The coding region runs from base 90 to 1031 and encodes 313 amino acids. The transcript has 2 exons. NCBI's taxonomy places the organism in Eukaryota, Metazoa, Chordata, Mammalia, Rodentia, Muridae. Gene Ontology annotation, biological process: multicellular organism development; negative regulation of Ras protein signal transduction; negative regulation of MAP kinase activity. Gene Ontology annotation, cellular component: cytosol; membrane.
CCCUCCCCUCCCGCCGAGGACCUGGGGAGAUCAGGAUUUCCGAUGCAUGCCAGGUUUCGGCUGACUGCCGGAAUUGGAGACCACCCCACAUGGAUUCCCCAAGUCAGCGUGGCAGCCACACUUCCCUGGUGGUGGCCCAGCCCCCGGCUCUGGAAGGCCGGCAGAGAUUAGACUGUGACAGGGACACUCAGCCUGCUACCAUUCUGUCCCUAGACCAGAUCAAAGCCAUCCGAGGCAGCAAUGAAUACACAGAGGGGCCUUCGGUAGCGAGAAGACCGCCCCCUCGAACUGCACCAAGACCCGAAAAGCAGGAAAGGACUCAUGAAAUCAUACCAGCCAAUGUGAAUAGCAGCUACGAGCACCGACCUGCCGGCCACUUGGGCAACGCCAGGGGCUCGGUGCUGAGCAGGUCCACCAGCACCGGAAGCGCAGCCAGCUCAGGGAGCAGCAGCAGUGCGUCCUCCGAGCAGGGCCUAUUAGGAAGGUCUCCGCCCACCAGGCCCAUCCCGGGUCAUAGGUCAGAUAGGGUCAUCCGGACUCAACCCAAGCAGCUGCUGGCGGAUGACUUGAAGGGCUCCUUGAAAGAGGACCCCACCCAGCACAAGUUCAUCUGCGAACAGUGUGGCAAGUGCAAGUGCGGGGAGUGCACGGCCCCCCGGGCCCUGCCCUCCUGCCUGGCCUGCGACCGGCAGUGCCUCUGCUCCGCGGAGAGCAUGGUGGAGUACGGGACCUGCAUGUGCCUGGUGAAGGGCAUUUUCUACCACUGCUCCAACGACGACGACGGGGGCUCUUACUCGGAUAACCCGUGCUCCUGUUCACAGUCCCACUGCUGCUCCAGAUACCUGUGCAUGGGAGCGCUGUCCCUGUGCCUGCCCUGUCUGCUCUGCUAUCCCCCUGCCAAGGGCUGCCUGAAGCUGUGCAGGGGCUGUUACGACUGGACCCACCGCCCCGGCUGCAGGUGUAGAAACUCCAACACUGUCUACUGUAAGCUGGAGAGCUGCCCCUCCAGGGCUCAGGGCAAGCUGUCAUGACUUCUGGAGGUGGGUGGACCUCCUGAAUGUCGCCCAGCUUGGGAACUGUGGCUGUUGAGAGAUGCGGUAUGAGAGGCAGAUUUUUCUUCUCUGUCUUGGAUGACCCCCAGUAGGAGUGGACCGAGAAACUGCGCCCAGCUCGUUCUCACCCCACCUCGAGGGUUCUGGGAGCCUCUGUGUGCUGCGUCAGCCUUCCAGCUGCGUCCGAGAAGAUGUACGCAUGCCCAGACUUGGCUGAGAGCUGUUUGGGGUCGGGUACUGUGGGAUCAUGGACUUGAUUUGGUUUUUUAAAAAAGUAACCAUGUAAGUGCUUAAAUAAGCUAUAUAUUAAUCUGCCUCCGAUGAGAGCUAUUUUAGCGUCCUCCUCCCAGGCGAAUGAGAGGAUCUGCUCGGUAGGGCGCACUUACCCCCGCACCCACUCGCUGCCCUCCCCUUCCGGCCCUCGGCAUUCUCCUCAGUGCGCUGUGGAGAUGGCAGGGGGUCCUCCCCGCCCCACUCCUUUGGCAUAGUUCUGGAUUCACUGUGCAGUGUUGGUGUUCAUCAGAGAUGUUCUUGGCUAAACCUCCUUGUUCCUCCUCCAGCACCUGGUAUCUGUGAAGGGCCUCCCUUCACAUCCCCACUUCACUGAAGGCACUUGGUAGCUGUAGUUGAAGUUCCUGUUCCACCCUCCCCUGGGUGUCUCCCCGCUCCCAAAGGUGGUGCCCUUGGCUCCUGACUGGCCCUUUGACUCCUAACAGCUGAGUAGCUCCAGUCCUAGCUGUGUUGUCAUUGCCUUAACCACAGAUUGUGGUGCUUUUUUUGUAUAUUUUAUGUAUAAAUCACAAAGUUGAAUCCUGGCUAUUUUUAAGACAAAAGUUUGUUAAACUUUUUUAUUGUAAAGAAUAUUUAUUAUGCGAAUCUCUAUUAUUUUAUGAUAUUUAUUGCAAAAGACUGUUGAAAUGUACUCAUGUCUGAAUAUAACAUAUCACUACUUCAUGAGAAACAAGGUGGCGCAAAGAAAGUCCAUAAAGUACAUAUAUGUUAACUACAAUGCAGAAAAUAUAUUAAUUCAUGAAACCGG